GAUUGUAUCCAAGCUCUUAUACCUCAAGCGCUCAAUAAUUCCUCAAUUUAAAGCUCGUUUAGUGCGUAUGGCAGCACUUCGCUUAGCAAACUGUCAAACGCUGACGAACCAGUGCGAAUUCGACAAUAAGCUAGCAGCAACAGCAGUGAAGUGAAAAAAAUUAUUUAAUACAUGCAAUUUAGCAAAAGUUCAUGCACAAAUUUGUAAAAUGAAUGUCUAAAGUUUUAUAGUAGUGCGUAAGCGUCGCGUCGGUAUGUCUAGUAUGUGUUUGAAUGUUUUAACUACGUGUGCAACAACAAAAUAUUUGUGUACAAAUAAACAAAACGACCUGUGAAAAUAUCGCCCACGCCUUCCUUCCGCUAACCACAGUCACAAUUCACCGUCGCACUGACAGUAGCAGCCACAAGCGCAGUGAAAGCAGUUGAAAAUAUUGAAAGUUACAAAUAUUGCAGCACAUUUUAAUUGGAUCACGGCGACGUUAAAAACACCCACAUCUUCGGAGGUCAUCAGCGUCACCGGCGCAAUGCCACUGGCCGAUUUGAAUAAAGAUUUGCGCCAACAGCAUCAGCUAGGCGUUGGUAUUGCUUUGGGAAAUAAUGCCCACCUGGACAAUGCCAAUGGCGCCUUGGGCCAGCAGCAGCUGCGUCAGCGUAUGCAGAUCACCUCGUCGGGUUGUAGUAGUCUGGCCGUGACACCGAUGGAGCACACACCUACUGAUGAAGAAAGUGGUGGUGUGACCACCGUGACGUCAUCCCAGCGCAGGCAGCAGGCACAGCAACAGCAACAACAUUUGCAACAGGUGCAGCAAACGGCAUUACAGGCUGCAUUAGAACAACAUCACAUCAGCUCCGUUACGGCGGACACGACCGAACUGAUGGAUUUAAGUGAUUCAGAAGGUUAUGCGCCAGCUGCGGGUGAUGGGGAGUUGCGCGAAAAUGAGUUCGAGCUACGCGAAGUUGUAAAGGAAGGUCAUGACAAAGCCGACCCAUCUCAAUUCGAAUUGUUGCGUGUGCUGGGCGAAGGCAGCUUCGGUAAAGUGUUUUUAGUACGCAAGGUUAUUGGCAAGGAUGCAGGUACGCUAUACGCGAUGAAAGUUCUGAAAAAAGCCACACUGAAAGUCAAGGACCGUGUGCGUAGUACAAACGAGCGUAAAAUUCUAGCCGACGUCGGACAUGCGUUUAUCGUGAAACUGCACUAUGCCUUCCAAACACCCGGUAAAUUGUAUUUAAUAUUGGAUUUUUUGCGCGGCGGUGAUCUAUUCACAAGAUUAUCAAAAGAGGUAAUGUUCACAGAGGAAGAUGUCAAAUUUUAUUUAGCUGAAUUGGCUUUGGCACUAAAUCACCUGCACACAUUAGGAAUAAUUUACCGCGAUUUGAAACCGGAAAAUAUUUUGUUGGACGAAAACGGCCAUAUAGCGCUUACUGAUUUUGGUCUGUCCAAGCAACCGUUAGAUGGUUCCAAAACGUAUAGUUUUUGUGGUACCGUCGAAUACAUGGCACCGGAAAUAGUGAAUCGCAAGGGACAUGAUUUUGCAGCCGAUUGGUGGUCAUUUGGUGUAUUGAUGUAUGAAAUGUUGACGGGAAAUUUGCCAUUCCAUGGACAAACGCGUCAAGAAACAAUGAAUCAAAUAUUACGCUCGAAAUUAGGAAUGCCCGAAAACUUGUCGCCCGAGGCGCAAUCGCUUUUGCGUGCACUAUUUAAACGUAAUCCCCAAAAUCGCCUAGGUGCUGGAGAAAACGGAAUACUAGAUAUUAAAGCACAUUGUUUCUUUGCAACAAUUGACUGGGUGAGGCUGGUGCGGAAAGAAGUACGACCACCAUUUAUACCGGCAGUGUCGCGAGAUGAUGCUUUUUAUUUCGAUAUCGAGUACACUUCGAAGCCGCCACACGACUCGCCCGGUGGUCCAAUUUCUGCGUCGGCACAUGAAAUCUUUCGUGGCUUUAGUUUUGUGGCGCCAGUGCUACUGGAUCAAUCUUCAAACAAUUCCAGCCCACUGUCGCCUUACGUGCCCCACGCACACACACCGCAGCGUACUCUGCCCGGUGUGCUGCCUGGCAACUUUCAUUCUGAAUACAAUUUGUUGCAAGAAUUGGGUCGCGGCACAUUUUCCGUAUGCCGUUUGUGUGAGCAUCGCUCAACCAAAAAACACUUUGCUGUAAAAAUUAUUGAAAAGGCAGCGGCAGCAGCGUCGUCAACAUCUGCCGAUUGUUGGGAAGAGGUUGAAAUAAUGCUGCGAUACGGUAAUCACCCAAACAUUGUUACACUAUUCUCAGUGUAUGAGGACGUAACGUCUGCGUAUUUAGUUAUGGAGUUGCUGAAAGGAGGGGAGCUACUCGAUCGCAUACUAGCAGUGGGACAAAUGUGCGAAAGUGAAGCUAGUGCGGUGCUAAGGACGGUUGUGUCAGCUGUGGCCUACCUGCACGAGCAUGGUGUUGUGCAUCGUGAUCUAAAACCAUCGAAUAUGAUUUAUGCCAGCAUGCGACAAACGCCCGAGACUCUAAAACUUUGUGACCUGGGAUUUGCGAAGCAGCUGCGUGCCGACAACGGUCUGCUGAUGACACCGUGCUACACAGCCAACUUUGUAGCGCCAGAAGUGCUGAAACGUCAAGGUUAUGACCUGGCCUGCGAUAUCUGGUCAUUAGGAGUGCUGCUCUACAUAAUGCUCUCUGGCCGCACACCGUUCGCCUCAACGCCAAACGACUCACCUGAUGUGAUAUUAAAGCGGAUAGGUUCCGGACAUGUGGAUUUCACUUCCAGUCGUUGGGCGAUGACCGGCCACGAAGUGAAAGAUCUGCUGCGUCAGAUGCUACACAUUGUGCCAGAGAAUAGACCGACAGCAGCACAAAUUUUGCAGCAACCGUGGCUGCGCGAACAGUUAGCGGGUUCAGUGCGCCUCACAGAGUACGCGAUAAUACCCACGCAAAUGUCAGCCACGAGCGUUAAUACCACAGGUGAAGGAGGCGUGGGCGUGGGACAACCCAACGCCAAUUCGGUGCGCGAAGCAACAGCGGCAUUGCGCGGCGCAGUCGAUGCGACUUUUCGCGCAAUUGCAAUACCCCAAGCGGCAAAUGUGGGACCAGUAGAAUUGUCGAAAUUGGCGAAACGACGUGCCAAAGACCGAGCCAACUUGCACUCGUAAAUUUUUUUGGCGAAAUUUUAAUGAAUCAUAUGCUAGGGGGGGGGCUAGCAGUGGGCCAGAUAAAAGCCAUUUAGUGUGCUAAAUGGAAAUUUGUUUACCAUAAAAGCAGCGUCGGUGCGUGUGUGGAGAAGCAAAUUGCCAUUAUUAUACUGUGGCUCACAUUGUUAGCGUAUUUAUUAAUAAAACAUAUGUCUAGUGGUGAGGUGAAGGCGGGGAGUAAUUAUAUUUUUAGGCGUUUUGUCAGCUUCCUACGCACGACUUCCAGCUGCACAUACACACGACCCGCCCCACCCAAGGGGGUUGAAGCCAGCUGGCGUGCGUUCGUUUGCCUAUGCGCGUUUUUAAGAGCGACGAGAUUUUGCGAACAAACUAAUUAUUUAUUUUAUAAAAUAAUAAGUGUUGUUUGUAUGCGAUUAAAUUUUACAUACAUUUGUAAAUUAUAGACAAGAUAAACAUAAGUAUAAGAAGGGUAUAUUUUUUGCAUAACUACUUACUCAAAAAUAAUGGCCAAAGUUAUAAUGCUUAUCACAACUAACAAACAAAAAUAAUAAUAUUACAAUGUGAACAUUGUACAUACAUAUACAUGUACACGCAGCAAAAGUUGCAACAUAUUCUAAAUAAGUAUUUUCUAAAUCGAUUCAACCACGUUUAGUGUUCGUAGCAGCGAUAAAUAGAUUCAGACAACUUCCCCAAAUCCAAUUCCAAAUAACUUUCUCAUGCCAUUGCCAAAUUGUUGACGUGUGCAACUGGAGCGCUCUGCGUUUAAAAUCAAAAUUUCGCACGAAUUUUACUGAGUAAUAAAUGACCGAACUACAUUAUGUAUAUUAUGUAUUAAAUUAUUGAAUAUGGUAAAAUCGUAGUGAAAUUGAAAUGUGAAAACAAUACGAGAUUGUGAUUUGCCUUUGAGUAUAAGUAUAAAAACACACAUAACACACAAACCUACAUAUAAGUGAGGUGAGCUUAAACGCUCAACAAUUAAUUUGUAAAGACGCAAGUUAUGUGAACAUAUGGAAAGUGAUACUCGUUUUGUAUAUUAAAAAUCCAAUUUGAAGUACUUGCUGUUGGGAGAAUUCGAAGAAAGUAUUUAACUAGUAAUGUAAGUGACUAAUUACGGCAGCAUUGACUGACCGGUGUCUUUCUGCCGAAUAAGCAAGCAUUAUAAUGAGUUGCUGAAUUCUCCUACUCGGCUGCGGUUUCUGUAUUUCCAAAGUCGUGAAUUUAACAGUCGAAAAAUGCCAAGCAUUGCCGCUACUGAACGCAAACUAAAAGCAGAAGAGUUAGUAAAGUUAGUGAACAAAUUAUAUUGGCGCUUGCAUGAGUGUAAUUAAGAUAGAUACCGUUAUAGUUUUAGUGAAUUUAAAUUUGACAUUUUGUAACUCGGCUGUAAUUCGUAUACAUAUAAUCACAGUAUCGCUUCUAACUACAAACAUAUAUACAUAUAUAUAUAUAUAUAUAUAUAUAUUUAAGUAAAUAAUAGAUAACAUAAAAAAGUAAUGAAGGUUUGGUGUUAAUAGUAAUUGCUCGUACAUACACGUGUACAUAUGUAAAUUUGUAAAAAAAUGGUCGCAGAAAUUUACAUAAAAAGCUACGUUAACCUAAAAAAGAAAAAAAAAGCUGAUGUCGGUAUAGUAUUUUAACAACUUGCAUUAAAUAUAUACAUACAUACAUAUAUUAAAAAAGUUCAAUUUAUUAAAUAUGAAAUGCAUAUUGCUAAGCAUAAAUACACAUACGUACAUACAUAGCUACACACAUAUAUAUAUAGCUAUAUAUGUAUAUGGUACGAUUAACUAUUAAAUGUAUAUACAUAUAUUUAGAGAGAAUUUAUAUAAUUACCUAACACAUACUUACCUUGAAAAUUAUGACGUAAUAACUGCAUAAAUACCUACAUAUACCUACAACAUUUGUCGAAAUUUAUAAAGUUGGGUUGUUGGGCGGUCUUUUAAGCUUCGCAACUUCUGUGUUAUAUCAAGUAAUAUUUGCAUAAAAACUGUUGCAAUUUAUACAUACAAAUACAAAAAUAUAUAAACAUAUUUUGUGCAGAUGUAGGCUAACACACACAUAUUUACAUAUACAUACAAACAUGCAUAUGCAUGCCUUUUGCAUAUGUAGCUAUUGUUGAAAUUUGCAAAGAUUUAAGCGAAAAGUAAGUAUAAAAUUGAGAUUUUAGAACGAGCUAAACUGCUGAGCAAUUCGUGCAACAAAAAACGUAUAUAAUGAAUAUAGGAAAUUCAGUGCCAUGAUAAAGUGUCAAGCAAGCGGUCUAACAAGUGGCGAGGGUAAAUUUAUGAAAAAUUAAAAAAAAGAAACCAAUUGUUGUAAACCCUCAUUGCUUUGGAGACCGCAUACUACACACAAACUUACAAAGUAAACCGUAUAAAAUUUGCUUCAAAACACUUUUGUUUCAAUUGUUGGAUCGGGUCUCGUUUUUGAUUGCUUUCUUUACUUGUAGUACAUAAAUUUCACUUAAAAAGCGGGACGUUUUAAACGCUUUCAGCGCAAUAUAAAAAAGAAAUAGCAAUAAGCAUACAUAGAUACAUACAUACAACUUGCCAAGUAGAAUAUUUUAAAUUCUCAAAAGCGGAAAUAUUAAAAGUAAAAAGUAAAAUGAAAAAAGAAGUAUUUCAAAGCAUUAAAAGCAUUUUUCUGGCACUGAUACGACAAUCGCCUUGUCACCUACGCCUGCCAUUUACGAACACAAAACGCAACCUAUGCGCACAAAAAAUAAACAAAAAUAUAUUUAAAAAAAAAUAAUAAUAAUAAUAAAAAUAAGAAAAGUAAACAUAAACGCUAAUUAUCACUUCCUUUCUGCUCGCUGCUGGCUAGCAUUUGUCGUAUCAGCGCUGAAGCACAAACCAAACAGCCAAAUAAAAAGUCUAAUUUGAGUGAAAUAUCUGUGAAAAAACUGCAAAUUUUUGCAACAAGUCGCUUCCAUACAAAAUGUAAAAAAAAAUACAACUAUUGUUUUUUCUAACGUUCAAUUAAGCAAGAAAUUCAAAUGUUUGACAUACAUACAAACAAACGUACGCACAUAUAUUCCAACCCACUAAGUUGUCAAUUCGCUCUACAAUUAUUGUGCAAACACACAUAUAUUUUUAUGCGCCUAACUCACACGCAUACACACACACACACAUGCAUACUUAUGCGUUGUGUAUAUGUAUAUUUUAAUGCAUUUUACAAGAACAAAAACACUCAUUUAAUUGUUAACAUUUUAC
Molecule: messenger RNA, 6351 nt
Organism: Bactrocera oleae (olive fruit fly)
Lineage: Eukaryota; Metazoa; Arthropoda; Insecta; Diptera; Tephritidae
Gene: S6kII
Product: Ribosomal protein S6 kinase II
Biological process (GO): intracellular signal transduction; peptidyl-serine phosphorylation
Molecular function (GO): magnesium ion binding; ATP binding; protein serine/threonine kinase activity
Source: RefSeq, a predicted model, not a curated record